UGGCCCGGGGAUUGGGGCCGAGGGUCGUAGGCCACCAGAGCACUGCAGCCGGCAAAUACGCAGUCCUCGCCUCCAAAUUUGGGUUCCAGGGUGGCAUUCCUGCGUUCCUGGGAAGCCAAGGUCCCUAAGUGGUCCCAGACCGGGGUACCAGCCCCUAUUGGGGGCCUCUGGCAAGGUAGCCUCGGCCAUAAGCCUUUUUCCCGCACCCUUUCUCGAUUUUCGGGGUUCAUCUCCCCAGCCUUUGACUCUGGGAGCCUUCUCGAGCCGUUGUCCCCCGCCCCCGUCUCCCCGCACCAGCUCGCAGUAAACACCAUCUUAUCGUUCCUGCAAAAGUGCUUCCUCGAAAGGGCCCUUCGGGAGAUUUCUCUGGACGCCGCUGAAAUUAACAAACCUAGUGCCCCUGGGCCUUUCCAGUUUUCCUGGCAGGUGGAUUUCGAGGCAACAUGUCUGAUUCAAUGAAAGAAUGCCUGCAGCUUCAGCUGCUAGAGAUGGAAAUGCUGUUUUCUAUGUUUCCUAACCAAGGAGAAGUAAAACUCGAAGAUGUAAAUGUCCUGACGAAUAUAAAGAGAUAUUUGGAAGGAACAAGGGAGGCGCUGCCGCCAAAAGUCGAAUUUGUGAUUACACUCCAGAUUGAGGAGCCCAAGGUGAAAAUUGAUUUGCAAGUAACCAUGCCUCACAGCUACCCCUAUGCAGCAUUGCAGCUGUUUGGACGGUCGCCCGAGCUUGACAGACAACAGCAACUACUUCUCAACAAAGGUCUCACUUCUUACAUAGGGACUUUUGAUCCAGGUGAGCUCUGUGUAUGUGCAGCAAUCCAGUGGCUACAGGACAAUAGUGCCUCCUAUUUCCUGAACAGAAAGCUCGCUUACGAACCAUCUGCACAAGCAAAGCCAGUCAAGAAUACGUUCCUCCGGAUGUGGAUCUACAGUCACCAUAUAUAUCAGCAGGAUCUAAGAAAAAAGAUUUUGGAUGUUGGGAAAAGGCUAGAUGUGACUGGAUUUUGCAUGACAGGAAAGCCAGGUAUAAUCUGUGUGGAGGGCUUCAAGGAGCAUUGUGAGGAAUUCUGGCACACAAUUAGGUAUCCCAACUGGAAACACAUUUCCUGUAAGCAUGCCGAAAGUGUGGAAACUGAAGGAAAUGGAGAGGAUCUGCGCCUUUUUCAUUCUUUUGAAGAAUUACUCCUUGAGGCCCAUGGUGACUAUGGAUUAAGGAAUGACUAUCACAUGAAUCUGGGCCAAUUCUUAGAAUUUCUGAAAAAACACAAAAGUGAGCAUGUUUUCCAGAUAUUAUUUGGUAUUGAAAGUAAAAGUUCAGACUCCUAGGAAGCCAUUAAGAGGCCUGUGCUUAUAAUUUCAUCACUUAAGUCAGUAUUUCUGUUAAUAAGACCAAAAUUAAAGGGCCAGUGGCUCUUUAGUAUCACCUGUGAGAGACCUAGCUCCAGAAUUUUUACCUGGUAAUGAAACACAAAGGCCUUUUACCUUUUAACAGUGCAAUUGUGAUGUUAUCACUAUGUUCUUAUGUUAACUGAAAACUAUUUAAUUGUAAAUUAAUAAAAACACUUUAACCCAU
Messenger RNA from Hyaena hyaena (striped hyena), 1569 nucleotides. RefSeq names its product RWD domain containing 2A (gene RWDD2A). NCBI's taxonomy places the organism in Eukaryota, Metazoa, Chordata, Mammalia, Carnivora, Hyaenidae. The record is from RefSeq and is a predicted model, not a curated record. The transcript has 3 exons. Gene Ontology annotation, molecular function: protein binding. Bases 444 to 1322 code for a protein of 292 amino acids.